CAGGGUACCAUCCAGGCUGUUGACUGUGUGGGGUGGGGUCCGGCUACAUUGAUACCACAAAACAUAAGCUCACAGAGGGAUACAGAGAGGUGGAAAAAGACAGGAAAAAUAAGAGAGAAGAGGGGGGAAGAUUGAAUCUGAAGAGGAAUAUAAUACGGGAUGAAAGGAGAUACCCCAGUGAACAGCACCAUGAGUGUCGGACAAGCCAGGAAACUGGUGGAACAACUGAAGAUUGAGGCUAGUUUCUGCAGGAUAAAGGUAUCAAAGGCAGCAGCCGACCUGAUGGCGUACUGCGACGCACACGUCUGCGAUGACCCCCUCAUCACCCCUGUGCCCACCUCAGAAAACCCUUUCAGGGAGAAGAAGUUCUUCUGCGCUCUGCUUUGAGACAAAUCAGGGAUUGUUGUGAUUCAAAGUACAACUGUACAGUAUGUACAUGUAUGUACAGUGUGUACAUGUACUUCCAAUCUAAAUGAGACAUUAAUGUACUAUAGUAAUCUUGCAAAAAGCUGCCGAUGUACAGUACAUAAUCAAUCCUCAGCUAAAUUCUCAAACUGCUACCUGAGUUAAGAGGGAUAAUUUGAGACAAAACUUACUAAGAUUUCAUUGAUAAAGAGUUGGGAAAUUCAUAAUGAAGUUAAAAAAAAUUUAGGAGGAAAAUAGCAUAUCAUCCAACUCAAACCACAUACAUCUCAUGAUUCAAGAUACAAGUAACUGCCGAAGAGGACAACGGUAAUCGUCAAGUGUCUUAAGAGGAUAAAAUUCCAGCAGCCACAAGAAAAGACCCCUCUGGAUGCUGCAUUUGAAUUUUUAAGCAGGGACCCUACGAUUCCAUCUCAGACGCUGACAUGCCCAGUUACACCUAUAUAAACUACCCAUACGCUGAGAUCUGGCAAACAAGAAACAAAUGUUAGAUUUGAUUAUUUUCCAUAUGGAAAUUACUUUAUUCUUUUAGAGUAACAGCUAACAAUUCACAGGUUAUUUUGUUCUGAUAACAUUUAGAGCUGCUUUCCAUCCAUAUUUUAUUGUAUCCUCCAUUCACUGGUGUCUUGGCAGUUACUUGUAUUUACCAAGAAGCCUGAAUUUCAAC
This is a messenger RNA of Melanotaenia boesemani (Boeseman's rainbowfish), 1090 nucleotides long. It is a transcript of the gene gng3, whose product is annotated as guanine nucleotide binding protein (G protein), gamma 3. The transcript is spliced from 3 exons. Gene Ontology annotation, molecular function: G-protein beta-subunit binding. The record is from RefSeq and is a predicted model, not a curated record. NCBI's taxonomy places the organism in Eukaryota, Metazoa, Chordata, Actinopteri, Atheriniformes, Melanotaeniidae. Gene Ontology annotation, biological process: G protein-coupled receptor signaling pathway. Gene Ontology annotation, cellular component: heterotrimeric G-protein complex. Bases 160 to 387 code for a protein of 75 amino acids.